AUUUGUCGCCCCUCAGCCAGGAGAGUCCUUGUGCCAUACAGGAACCCUCUGGAAGGAAGUCGGGUGUCUCCAUGGUCACUGCUGACAUUGGCCUCGUCAGCAUGAUCCGACAGGGGAUCUUAGCACUGCAGCUGUUGCCUUCCAACUCCAGUGCAGGUAUCAUCAUAAUCACAGAUGGUGUGACCAGUGUCCCGGACGUGGCUGUGUGUGAGACUCUGCUCAACCAGCUGCGGAGUAGCACUGUGGCCUGCUCCUUUGUGCAGGUGGGCGGAGUCUACUCAUAUGACUGCAGCUUUGGCCACGUCCCCAAUGUGGAACUGAUGAAAUUUAUUGCUAUGGCAACUUUUGGUGCAUACCUGUCUACCUGCCCUGAGCUGGAUCCCUUAAGCCUCGACCUCAAUGUAUAUCACAAGGCCUUCCUGCUGUAUUCCUUCCUGCGCACCGGGGAGUCCCUGAACCCAGAGUAUUACUGUGUAUCCCAGCACAGACUGUUCAAUGAGCAUCUGGUGUCUGCGAGCAGCAACCCGGCUCUGGCCAUGAGGAGGAAGAAGCACACAGAGAAGGAGGUGCAUGCAGACCUCGUGAGCAUAGUCUCUGUCCGGCUGCGUGAGGGCUACAGCAUCCGUGAGGUCAACAUCACCAAAGGCGGCUCCCAGCUGGAAGUGAAACUGGUCUUGCUGUGGAAGCACAACAUGCGGAUAGAAUACCUGGCUGUGGCGGCAUGGCCCCUGGACCCCUCCAAGCGCAGUACCUGGGUGGAGGUGACAAUGGAGGGCAGCUAUGACAUCCUGCAUGAUAUCAGCUGCACCAUGAGGAAGCCUAUCACCAGCCUGUACCGCACUACAGUGAUCCGUCGCUUCUGGAACACACUGCAGAGCAUCAACCAGACAGAUCAGAUGCUGGUUCACCUGCAGUCUUUUGACACCGUUCCAGAGCAUUUCACCAUCCCUGAGAGCACUAAGAAUGGAGUGCCGCUUUUCUACAUCCCACCGGGCUCCACCACCCCGGUGCUGUCCCUGCAGCACAGCGGCUCUGACUGCAGCCAUUCACAGUUUGCCUCCUACUGGAAGCCCAUCCUCUCCAUGGAUGCUAAUUUCUGGCAGAGGUGGCUGCAUAUGCAUCGGAUUGUCCUCAUGCUGGAGCAUGACACACCCGUCCCAAAGCACCUGCACACACCAGGCAACAAUGGCCGGUACAGCACCAUCCAGUGCCGCAUCUCCCACUCGGCACUCACCUCCCUGCUGCGGGACUGGAGCAGCUUUGUGCUAGUGGAAGGCUACUCCUACGUCAAACUGAUGCCCAGCUCUGAGGAUCCAGCUCCUUCCUCAUUCUAUGUGGUACGGAUCAUCUCCAAAGCUCCCUGCAUGGUUCUCCGGCUAGGGUUCCCCAUCGGGACUCCUGCCCAGGCCAGGAACCAGAUAGUGGAGGAGUUACAGGACCGGAUCCUGCAGCUGCGCUUCCCCCACAGGGUCCAGAGCAAAGAGGCGACUCCCAAAGUGAAGAGGAAAACUUUUGGCAGCAGCUCUCCCUCGAAGUCCCCGCCCGUGGCUGGGGCCCCGCCAGCCCUCUCAGACAGGCCCUGCCUUGUAGUGCUGCACAAGCCGCUGGAGAAGCUCCUGAUCAGGUAUGAGAAGCUGCCUUCCGACUACCGGGCUCCCUUCAUCCUCACCCUGGAGCACCCCCCUGUGUCCGGCCCCCUCACCAUGGUGGCCAACCGCACCGCCUCCUCCACCCUGGCUUCGCUCUCCCGCUACUUCUAUCACCAGCGCUGGAUCUGGUGCAUCCAGUCGGGGCUGGCCCCAGCCGUGCCCAUCGCAGCCGUAGCCCAUCUCCUGUCCACGCUCACCGAGGUCCGUUUGUCAGAGGGCUUCCAUUUUGCAUCCAGUGGAGACGGAAUUAUCAAUAUGGUGCUGGAGCUGCCCAUACGGAGUGACUCCUCCAGUGACGACAGCAGCGGCAGAGAGAAGCACACUUGCGUCGUCCAGUAUGUCCUCUUCCCGCCACAUUCCACCUCCACCAAGGACAGCUUCUCUACAGAUGAUGACAAUGACACAGAGGUGGAGGCCAUCGAAAUGGACACCGAGCUGAACCUGGUCACUGAGUGCUGGGUGGAACCACAGAGUGGCCACAUCCGCAGCACUGCUGAGAACUGGAGGUAUCUCCAAGGGCUGCCCUACCAGAAGAUCCCCAAAGCUCUGUACCCCAGGGAUCUGGCCUGCAUUAGCACCAUGCUAACUUUCGAGUACAUCAGCCAGCUGUGCCAGAACAAGGAGUGGGUGUCCCCGACUUUGGAAGCCAAGGCUGCUGAAGGCCCUGACAUGGGGGCUGGCUCCCAUGUGCAUGAGAUCCCAUUCCAGUUCAGCCUCCUGAAGCUGCUACCCAAAUGCCAGCAGAUUGAAAUGUUCUUCCUCAUGCUGACGGGAGAGGAGGAUGUGAUGGCCAAGGACUCUUCGUUUGCACCCAAUGAAAUGCUGCUAGACUUCUUCCACGGCUGCCUGCAGCACGACCUCAGUGACCGGGAGAUCCCUUUGGCGGACAUGGAUCACAUGGCCUUCAUGGAGCAGGUCCUACAGCGGGACCGCGAUGGCCACCUGCCCCCAUUCACGCUCCCAGUGAUCCGAGAAGAGCCCCUGAAGGCCCCUGCGCCCCUGGACCAGCAGGAUCCCUCUCUAGCUGCUCACCCUGUUGGCAGUAGCGCUACCAGGGACAUGAGUGGCUCCACGAGCACCCUGCAGAGCCUGUGCAGUGCAGAGCUGCCGGAGGCCAACGUGUCCCCGGCCGAUGCUGCUGGGCUUCUCCUGCAGUGGCGAUGCUACGCUAAGCUGGUCAGUCCACAGCACCUCUUCCUCACCUUCCUGCCAGCCACCUUCCCCGACGUACAGAAGCUGAUGGCUUGUGCGCUGGAGAAAGCCCUGAAGGAGGACGGCUCUGCAGGAGAGAGCCUGGACUCUGUCUGUGGGGAGCCGGGCAGAACGGGACUCGAGGAGGCGGUGGCUGCAGCAUUCCCACCUACCCUCAGUGUAACGCCGGCCAAUGAAGCAGGCCAGGACCCCGGAGAGCCGGGCGCUGCCCUGCGGAAGGACGUACACAUCUCCUUCAGCCGCCAGGCCUCGCAGCCCGAGCUGAGCGAGGGCCACCGGGUCCGCUGCCCUGUCUACGUCUAUAGCUGCUCCUUGGAGGUGCUGCGGGAGCAGAUGGUCAGCCCCCGGACAUACCGGCCUCCGCGGGACAUCUUUUUCAGGUCCCAGUUUCUGGAGCGCCCCCCAAAUGCCACCUGGCUAGACCACAAGCACAAGGAGCUGGUGAGUUACUGCACGCUGCUGCAGGAGCACUCGCACCAGUGCUACGUGAAAGGGCUGUUCAAGAGCCUGCAGCAGUCGCAUAGUAUCAGCUCCCAGGACCUUCUCACAGCCAUGGACUACUGCGAGGAGCUGCUGCAGGAGAUCGACAUCACCAACUUCCUGCUGACCCUCUGCAGCCAUGUGCGGGCCUUCCGCGAGAGCCACCGGCACUUCCACAUGCACCCCAGGGCGGCCAGCCUGGAGCAGGAGGAGGAGCCGCUCUUCAGGGAGCGGGGUGUCCUCGUCUCAGAGUCUAGUGCGGAGAUGGAGGACUACAGCGAGCAGGACCACGGAGGUUUCUCGUGCCCCACUGAGGAGCCCAAGAUCAGCGCCAGCUGCUGCCCGGAGUUCCCCCUAUCCCUGCUGGAGAAUGGCCAGCCCUGCCAGGUGCACCCUGACCUGCAUAAAAUCAUCCAGGAAAAGUUCCUGGAAAUCGGGAGUUUGCAUUUUAAGCCAGUGCUGUCGAAUCCUCAUUAUUUCUUCUACUGUCCGCCCUGUGCCAAGAAAGAGGAGGAGGCCUCCCGGGACCAGGCAGACAGGAAGGGCAGCGAGGACAUGGAGGGGUCGGAGGCUGAACUGGCAGUGGAAGAAGGGACCGUGUCUGGCUGCUGCAUUGCCACGGAGAGUGACCCGGAGCUGGAGGUGGAGUAUCGGGAGAAGCUGGAGAACGAGUUCCCGGACUUGGGCUCCCUUUCGGACUCGAACACCGUCAACCAUGAUGACGACUCGUUCAGCGUCCUGGGCGGGGACUCGCUGAACGAGCAGGAGCUCCUGGAGCAGGAGAUGCCGCCGCUCUUCGUGCACCUGACCUGCUCGGUGAAGCUGCGCAGCCAGCACAGCUCCAUGCCCGUGCGGUCGCUGCCCACCUGCCUGGGGGAAGUGCUGAGCUGCCUGGAGAGCUGCCAGGCUAUGGCCAGCAUUGACCUCAGCGACCUCUGUGUGACCCUGGACGUCUUCGUGCUGACCUUGCCGCUGGAGAUAGAAGGUGUAAACGCUGACCUUCACCACAACAGGUACACGUCUGAGAGCAGCAUCUCCUUCACCCGCUCGCCCGGGCAGCCCUCCUCCUUUCGCUCUGACGAGGAGAUCAUGCACAACCUGGACCGGCUGCCGUCUACGGGAGGCGAGAGGCAUCCAGCGCUCUCCAACCUCCCAGGGGUACACAGACAAGCUGUCGAAGCCACCAUGAAUGAGAUCCGCUGGCUUCUGGAUGAUGAGAUGGUGUCUGCGCUGCGCCAUUCGCAGGCGGUCAGCACCUCCAUCCUGGAACGGGUCGCCACCCACGUCUACAGCUCCCAGGGGAGGCCCAGCUGCCACAGCGAGGUGGUGCCGUUGCAGUUCGUCUUCGGGCCCGAGCACUCCUUGGAGAAGUUCAGAGAGGAGUUCCGGAGAAUGACCCUGCCCGGCUACAUGCUCAAUGCCGAGGGCAGCGAUUACCACUACGUGUCCGUCAGCCGUUUGCGCCCCCUGGAGACCCCCGCCAGCGCUGUUCCCAGCCUGCAGCAGCCUGCGCCAGGAGGAAGCACUGGAGCAGCCCAGAGCCACGUUGGACAGGAGGGGAGUAGUGAAGCAGAUGCCGAAAGCCUCCAUCCAAUGCCCUCCCUGCCGCAGGGGGCUGGGAGCCUCUGGGCCUGGCCAGUGGGUGAGAGCCAGUUUGGGCCGGACGUGGGAAACCCACUGGGUGAGAGCGGCCAGACGCAGGACGAGGAGCCAGAGGAGGUGCUGCGGCCAGAGCAAAGUGGAGCGGUGGGACACAGCUCGCUGGAGGAGGCAGCCCGGGAGAUGACCCCCCUGACUCCUCCCCACUCUCGGUUCCUGCCCUUGUCCUCGGAGAAGGGGAGUGGUGAGAAAUCGCCAUCUGCAGCGAGCCAGGCUGACUCCGGGACCCAGGGCAGGGAAGGCACCAGCAAGCAGCGUCCCAGCCGAGUACAGAGCCUAGUGUCAAGCCAGGGCAGCAUGGACUCGGAUCACUUAGGUUACGACGGAGGGAGCAGUGACUCGGAGUGCGAGGAAGCCCUGAUGAGCGACCACGACCCCAAGUGCCCCCUGAUGCCGGAUUUCUGGCUCAUUGUAAAGAUCCAGCAGGACCGGGUGGAGGUGUAUUCUCACACACGCAGCCUGAGUGCAGAGCAGGUGGUGAUGGCUGAGGCCGGGAAGGAGCCGGCCGGGGAGUGUCUGCGUCUCCACCAGACCGUGGUGAGGAAGAUUGGCGAGAUCUGCAGGGUCGUUAACCAGCGCUUGCUGCUGCAGGACCUGCACGACAGCCAUGUCUGCAACACGCUGCUGGUGGCGGAGAGCGAGGAGGACAUCUGGAAGAGCGAGACUCCCUACAACUCCUACCGGCAGCGCGCCCAGCCCACCGAUGAUUACUCCACCGAGGAGAGCUACCAGCCCCGUGACUACCUGGCAGCCACCAUGCAGUUCAUGCCAGGUCACUUCGCCUGCCCCGUGGUGUGGAGCACCCUCAUCCACGUGCACUCCCGUCUCAAGAUGGGGCCCAACAUGGGGGUCUCGCGAGCUAUCCAGGCGCUACGCUCGGUGCUCAAUGCUUUCUGUGUGGUGAACAGGAAGAACAUGUUUGUCUACCAGGAGCGAUCCACCAAGUCAGUCUUCUACCUCCGACUCUCUGAAACCACCCACAGCGGGAAGGCGGGGGAAGGGGAGAGCAUCCAGGGCUGCAUGUGCCGCUCGCUGGCUCUGACGCGCAGUCAGGAGCCCAUUCACAUGGAGGAUCAGACAGGCUCGCGCUCCUCCCUGGACACAGCCUCCUGCCGCAGCGUGGACUCUGCCCGCCCCGUGGGCCAGGUGGACAGACACAUCCAGCUCAUGGUGCAUGGUGUCGCCCCAGCAGGGCCCGAGAUCACAGACGAGCUGGUGAAGGUUCUGCGCAGGCGUCUGGAUGAAGCCACCUUGGACAUCAUCACUGUCAUGCUGGUGCGGAACUGCAAGCUGACCCCGGCCGACGUGGAGUUCAUCCAGCCCCCAGGCUCUCCGCCCACAGAAGUUCUCCAGUUCACUCUGCCCCCAGCCUCUCUGCCCUGGCUCCAUGCUGUGGCCUGUUACCUGCGCCAGAACCUGCUCAUCUUCCUGCACACCCCCAAGUACACCGACAGCAACGUAGAGCACCACUUCAAGCACUACUUCCAGCAGGGUGGCAGUCCCGACCUAGAUCUCUACCUGUACAACAAGCCUGGUGGCCAAGGCACUGGCGGCAAAGGAAUUGCGUGCAUUGCUCUGUCGUUCGUGGAUGAGCGUGGCAGCCCCCUCUCACUGGUGCACUGGGAACGGUCUAGUUCCCUGAAGCUGCCCCCGUCCCCGUCUGGCACAGACCUGCUGCAGGACGCAGACUUCGAGAGCCUCACUGCCGUCAGCAGGCACCAUGCUGAGCCCGGCACCCUCCAACCAGCUGCCUGCACCCUGGUGCGCUUGGACAUCUGGGAGAAAGGGAACAUCAGCCCCCUGCAGCUGUCCGAGAAGCUGCGCAGUGCCGUGCGCCACGCCCUGUGCGAUGCAGUCAUGGAGUUCCGAGUGCUGCCGGCCCCACUCUGCGUGGAGGCCGCCUGCCCGCCGGAGGAGCUAGGCAGUGGCGGAGGCCUCCGGAGGACCAUGUCGGAGACCAAGGGGCUGGCUCUUCCUGCGGGCAGUGCUGGUGCCAGUAGAGUGCCCCCGCCCCCUCUGCACUUCACCUCAGCCCCCGGCUCUAGCUCCGGCGAGCCAGUCACGCCCACAAACAAGAUGGGGCGCCGGAGCUUCUGGGACAUGCUGAGUAAGGCCGACUCCUCGGAGCUGGGCAGCCCCAAAACCACUGACGACAUCGUGCUGGAGCGGCCAGAGGAGAGUCGCACCCGGCGCCGCCACAAGACCGAGAGCGUCAAGCAGCACCUGAGCCAGGAGCGCGCUUCCGCCACGGCCGAGCUGGAGCAGGCCCAGAGGCGCCAAGUCUGCCAGCUCCAGGAAGGGGAAGUGGGCACCAUGCACCCGCUCUUCAGUCAGACCUGCCGGCAGUGGAUGGCGUUCAUGAGUCGGCUGGGGUGUCCUUCGGUGCAGCAGUGCUCGGUGGAGAUCGUCUCCCGCUUCCUGCUCGCCUCCAUCCUGGAGGAGGUGGUGAGCCUGGUCAUGGCCCUGGCAAGCGACACCAUUGUCAAGGUGUUCCAGCAGCACUGCUGCCCUCAGGGCACCACCUUCCUUCCAUACAACCCUCGUCAGAGCUCCAGUCCUCGGCCUGCAGCCAUCAGACAUUUCAUCCUGCUGGGACGCAACUUCCACCAGUGGCGCUCCAGCACUGAGCAGGCCCACAAGGGGCUCCAGCACUUCGAGGCCAUGGAGCUGAGCUUGGCGGAGAAGGGCUCCGACUCCAGCCCCUCGCUGGCCCCGCGGCAGAGAUUCCUUCUCCUGGAGAUCCUCGACAAGAAGCUGAUGCUCUACACCUACAACUGGUCCCCGGACCUGGGCAGCUCCUUGAACAGCUCACUCACCCGCCUGCUGCAGUGGCAGAACGCCCGCUCCCACAUCGUGCAUUGCCUCCUCAGCCAGAAACUGGGGCUCUUCCACCACUACUGCUACCUGGACACACCCUGGCAUGAGGACAGCAAGCAGGAGCCAAACCCCUUCCUGAACUCCACCCUGGAGGUGGAUGCCCUGAUCCGGAGCUCGAGCCCUCCCCCCAGCAAGGAGCAAGGCCGGCUCAGCAGCUCCACGCGCAGCCUGCCGUCCCUGCACUUCCCCCCCGACAUGAUGCCCUUCGACGAGGCUCUGCGAGAUGUCACCGCCCUCAAGGGCGUCCCCCUUGGCCCAGAGCUGGGGCCACGUGACCCGGUGUCUUGGCAUGGUGCCCAGUUCCUGGAAAUCAAGAGCCUGGAGAGGAGAGAGCUGGAGAAGCAGAUGAAGAUUGAGAAUCUCUUUGUGACGUGGCAGCAGAGAUCAGCACAGUCCAACAUGCCCAUCGGUCUGGCAGACCUGGAGACCCUGAAGCAGUCCUCGCGCCUGGUUCACUACUGUGCCACACCACUGCUCUUCGACCCAGCUUUCCGGCAGCAGAUCCAGGCCGACCAGCAGGCGAAGCUGGAGGGGAAGAAGCGCCAUCGCUCGAGCGACUCGACGGCGUCGGGGCGGGACCGGAGCCACAGCUGCGACUCGGCAGAGGUGCUGCCCUGCAAGCUGAAGGAGGAGCCCUGGCUGCAGGAGAUGUGCAACGCCUUCCUGCAGCAGUACAUCCAGUACCUGCAGAGCAUGGGUUUCAUCCUGGUGCAGGUGCGGCCCCCCUCGCCCGCCCGCAGUAGCACGAGCCGGAUCCGAGCUCUGGCAUUCCUGGGCACUGAGGGAAGAGGCUCCUUCUCCUACAAGCCCAAAGCAGACGGGAGUCCGAAGAGCACAAGCCCCCCAGUCACCACCUACCACCUGCAGAGAGCCCUCCCGGGCGGCAUUGUGCUCAUGGAGCUGGGCUUCCAGGGCUGUUACUUCUGCGUGAAGCAGUAUGCGCUGGAGUGCUCGCGGAUCCCCAUGGGCCAGUCCGUCAACUCGCAGGGUGCUCUCACGGCCAGAGCUCGUAGCAAGAGCUGCAUGGGACCCAGCUCCAUCUCUGAGUCUGCGCUCUCCAUGCUCUUCACGGAGGAGUGUGACAAGGUGCGGGACCUCAUGCACGUGCACUCGUUCAGCUACGACUUCCACCUGCGCAUCGUGCACCAGUACCUGCUGGGCUCCCACAUGACCCUGCGCCAGGGCUACCACCUCACCAGCUUCCUGGAGGACUUCAUCGCCCACCACCCCGACAUCCCCAAGUUCGGCCGCAACCACGUCUUCCAAGGCACGCUGGCCAUGCCCACCAACAUGAUAACAGCCCACCAGCUCUACAACUACGUGGCAGACCAUGCCAACACCUACCACAUGAAGCCCCUGCGCAUGGCCCGGCUGGCUGCGGGCAGCGACGGCAGGAAGGGGACCCCGGGCAUGGAGCAGAACGAAUAUGCGCUGGUCUCCAUCUGGAACAGCUCAGGCUCCUACAAGGACUCAGAGGGGAUGCGGCACCAUGAUGACUUCGACGUGUCCCUGCUGGUGUGUCACAGCGCGGCGCCGUUCGAGGAGCAGAGCGAGGCGGAGAGGCAUGUGCUCCGGCUGCGUUUCUACGUCAUCAUGACGAGCCAACGGGAGCUGUUUCCCCGGCUGACAGCCGACAUGCGGCGCUUCAAGAAGCAGCCACGCUUACAGCGGGAGAGCGCACUGGAGCCAGUGGUGGGCCGGGCGGCAUGGGAGGCGCCGGAGCCGGGUCAGGGCUGGCAGCAGCAGGCGGAGCGGGAGCUGUGGCAGGAGGGAGAGGACAGCAGCGAAUUCUACGCGGGCGGUGCCCAGGUCAAGCUGGGCCCUGGGCUGUUCUACACCUCGCCGCUCUUCCCCCUGCUGGCCUCCGAGGUGGCCGUGGCCCAGAAACAGCUGAGCAGCAUGGUGCACCUGGCCAAGUGCCACUGCCGCAGGGACAACCUCUGGAAACGCCUCUUCCUGCUGGAGCCGCUGGCCUCGGACAAACUCAAGCUGGGCAAGCUGUCGCUGGGGGAGCUGGAGGAGCUGCUGAAUGCAGUGCACGGGAAAUCCAUCGCUGACAUCGACCCCCAGCUGGGCUGCUUCCUCACCAUGACUGUGCCCUGGUACCAGAGCCUCAUCAAAGUGCUGCUGAGCCGCUUCCCGCAGAGCUGCCGCCACUUCCACAACGUCGAAACUGGCACCCAGUAUCUGGUCGUGCUCAAUCAGAAGUUCACAGACUGUUUUGUUCUUGUGUUUCUGGAUUCCCACUCAGGGAAGACGAGCCUGACGGUGGUUUUCCGGGAGCCGUUCCCCGUGCAGCCCCAGAACAGCGAGAGCCCCCUGCCGCAGCUAGUGUCCACCUACCAUCACCUGGAAUCUGUCAUCAACACGGCCUGCUUCAACCUCUGGACGGGGCUGCUCUAGCCAGGCGCCAGCACCUUCCAGCCAGACACACCGCGCCGCACCAUGUCUGCACCCAGGAGCUGACCUCCAGCAGGAUCCCCCCAGCGCUGCUGGCAGCACGGGGGUCACGUGAUGCACGAGUAAUGGACAGAGUGGAGGGUGCAUGGGGCUUGGCGGCUCCCCUGGACCUCCAGCUAGCCCAGACUCCCCAGAAGGGGUGAGCCGGGGGGGGGUGUGUCCCCCCUUCUCGGGUAGGGAGCUGCUAAGGACACUCACGUGUAUUUGACACUGAAUGGAUUUGAAACGGAGACCCAAGGAGGGUCCCGGCGGCCCUGGCACCAGGAACUUGGCGCACCUGCCACAGCUAAACAGCUGCCAUCUCUGGGCCCAGAAACCUGGCACCCAUGUAUGCCCAGCCUUGGGCGUGGCGACGGAGCUGCCUGGCAUGCUGGGCCGGAGCCAGGCCCAGUCCUGAGGGCACCGAGCGUGGCUGCUGCGGGCCGUCACUUCGAGGGUGGAAGCAGGGUGGGAUUUCAGUGGUGGGCCAGCCGCGGGGCG
Terrapene triunguis (Three-toed box turtle) is the source of this 10817-nucleotide messenger RNA. RefSeq names its product SZT2 subunit of KICSTOR complex (gene SZT2). The record is from RefSeq and is a predicted model, not a curated record. The transcript has 68 exons. Bases 72 to 10280 code for a protein of 3402 amino acids. Lineage: Eukaryota; Metazoa; Chordata; Testudines; Emydidae. Gene Ontology annotation, cellular component: peroxisome.